Coregonus sp. 'balchen' is the source of this 1704-nucleotide messenger RNA. NCBI's taxonomy places the organism in Eukaryota, Metazoa, Chordata, Actinopteri, Salmoniformes, Salmonidae. The record is from the annotation of a GenBank genome assembly.
AUGGGUCUCCUCCGGACUAUGUCCCCACCAACGGGCCGCUGGGGCUGGACCUGUACUCCACACCGCAGUACAAACCAGGCCAACCAGGGCCAGACCUGGGUUAGUAUCACCCACAUACAGGGAAUAACACCCUCACCCCGCCACACACACAAACCCUGUGCUGGAAAACAGCAGCACUUUGGGGAAAUUUGCCUGGUUGAUAGGAAAAUCACAGGGAGUGUGAAAAAGAGAGGGCUUUGCUUCUCAAAGCUUCUCAAGUUUUGUAGGUAGCUAGCUCGUGAUGCUAUCCGCUCUCUCUCUCUCUCCCUCCUUCCUCCCUCCUUCUCUCCCUCCUUCCCUCCCUCCUUCCCUCCUUCCUUCCCUCCCUCCUUCUCUCCCUCCUUCCCUCCCUCCUUCCCUCUUUCCUUCCCUUUCCUCCGUCCUGCAGAGAGUGUGUAUGAGGUGGUGGUUGCGCGUGGCGAGAGUUUGAAAGAAGAAAUGGCGGCAGGGGCGAUGGCAGGGGCGAUGGCGUGGGUGACGGCGCCGGAGGAAGGCAUGGCACGAGCUAAUGCGGCAGUCACGGCCUUCAGGUUCAUCAUGAAGCAAAGCUACAUCUGUGCUCUCAUCGCAAUGAUGGUGAGUCUGUGUGUGUGUGUGUGUGUGUGUGUUGUGUCUGUCUGAGGAGGAGGAGGAGGAGGAGGAGAAGGAGGAGGAGGAGGAGGAGGAAGGAACAGUCUGCCUUUUCAGUCCCAGGCGGGGGCUUCAGGAUCCACACACACAGCCUCCCAGUGGCCAAUUUAGUCAGCCCCAGUUGGCCCUGGGUAAUGUGUAUCAUGUAGUACCGAAGCGUCACCUCAUAAACCAAAGAAGAGAUGUGUGUUCUCUCUUCAUGGGCGGUUGGUUGGUUAGUGGAGCACUGCUGAGGUCACUGAUAGGUAGAAAGGCCACCCUCUCUCUGGAGAAACAACCUUGGCCUGCACUCUGUUUUACACGUCUAAGAAGAGUGUCACAUAAUUUGAUCUGUUGGUAAAGGAUAUUCAGUAGCCAUGCUAUGCCAGUGACUGCUCUCACUGAAGUGGUUCCUUUAGUAACACCAGUGAUACCAAUGAUGUGUGAUGCUUAACCUGUAUUAUUAGUGGCUUGAUGAUCUAGCUUUCUCUCCCUUACUCUCUCUCUCUCUCCGUCCCCAUCUCUCCCUCCUCCCUCCUCAUCUCUCCCUCCUCCCUCCCCAUCUCUCCAUCUCUCCCUCCCUCCUCCCUCCUCAUCCCUCCCUCCCCAUCUCUCCAUCUGUCCCACCCUCCCUCUCCAUCUCUCCCUCCCUCCUAGGCGUGGAGUAUCACUUAUGUUAGCUGGCUGACCUUUGUGUUCCUCAUCUGGUCCUGCACGCUGUGGAUGGUGCGCGACCGCCGCCAGUACGCCAUGAUCACCUCCCCCUUCAUGGUAUUUUAUGGGAACCUGUUGAUCAUCCUACAGUAUAUCUGGAGCUUUGAGCUCCUCCAACCCGUGCCCGGGCUUUUCUUAAAGAAAGAGGUGCCCUUCCGGGAACUGGGCUCCAAGAUGCUGUGCCUGCUGAGUUUCUGGCUGCUGCUGAGACAGGCGUUGACAGAGAGAAAGGAGAGACAGAGAGAAGAGGAGGUGCUGUCGGACAUCAGGGUCAUCCAUGCCCACAAGAAGGGUAAGACAGCCCCUGAGUCUGUCAGUCAGUCUGACUGGCUGUCUGUCUGA